CCAAAAUGGCGGCCAGUCCUCCGACUCCAACUUUGAAGAAAGAUAAGAAGGAUGAGUCUUUUCUCGAUAAACUGGGUACCAUUGCCCGCAGAAAGAAGGCGAAAGAAGCCACUGAGAUCAUGGAAGAAGGGAAGAAUGCAAUAGAGUCUCCUACCAGCCCUAACAUACCGGAUCUUGGUCCUGAGGGAUACCUGCUAGAGGAGAAUGAAGAGAGAUCUAUGAUUGAACCCUACUCUAGGGAGAAUGGGAAAGUCCAAGAGUUGAUAAAGAUGUUGUUGGACUGGAUAAAUGAUGAGGUAGCUGAGCAUAGGAUUAUUGUGAAAAAUAUUGAAGAAGAUCUCUUUGAUGGCCAAGUCCUACAGAAACUUAUAGAAAAACUUGCCAAGAUCAAAAUUGAAGUCCCCGAAGUGUCACAGUCAGAGGUAGGGCAGAAACAGAAAUUACGUAUCAUUCUCGAUGUUGCCAACAGGAUCCUCAAUCUCCCACCAUCUUGGAACCAUCAAAAAUGGAGUGUUGACAGCAUUCACUCCAAGAAUUUAGUGGCAAUCCUCCACUUGUGUGUUGCAUUGGCGAGACAUUUCCGUGCACCAAUCAGAAUGCCAGAAAAUGUGAUGGUCCAAGUGGUUGUUGUUCAGAAAAGAGAUGGCCUAUUGCAGACCAGGCGGGUAGCUGAAGAAAUCACAACUACGAACGAUGAUAUUGGUGCUCGAUUUGAGAGAGAUGCUUUCGACACACUCUUUGAUCAUGCUCCUGAUAAGUUGAAUCUUGUCAAAAAGUCCCUGAUCACAUUUGUUAACAAACAUCUAAACAAGAUCAACCUAGAAGUUACAGAUCUGGACAGUCAGUUUGCCGAUGGUGUUUAUUUGGUGCUAUUGAUGGGACUACUAGAGGGAUAUUUCACCCCACUCUACAGCUUUCAUCUUACUCCUGAGACCUUUGACCACAAGGUUCACAAUGUUGUGUUUGCCUUUGAACUCAUGCAAGAUGCUGGACUGCCCAAGCCUAAAGCCAGACCUGAGGAUGUGGUGAACCUUGACCUUAAAUCUACUCUAAGAGUUCUCUAUAACCUCUUUACCAAAUACAAAGGUGUCAGCUAAUCUAUUCACAUACAAAUUAUCAAAGUGGGUCAGGUUUACUGUGGUAUGGCAGGAGAGAUAUUUUUCCCCACAAGAUGGAACAUAAAGGAGCAUGCCAUAUUUAUUGACCUGUUCUUGACUUAGUUAAGAAAAAUCGGUCGGUCGACUUGAGGAGGAUGUAACAACAGUUACCAUAGUUACU
Molecule: messenger RNA, 1278 nt
Organism: Owenia fusiformis
Lineage: Eukaryota; Metazoa; Annelida; Polychaeta; Sabellida; Oweniidae
Source: the annotation of a GenBank genome assembly